AUGAACUUUUGUCUAGGUAUUGAACGUAAUUUAAAAGUAUGGACAAUAGAUCGCCGUUGGUUAAUAACUCGACAACGUGCUUGUUUAAUAAUAUUAUUCAUUGUUUUAUUUAUUGUUAUUUAUAAUCAUCCAUUUCUUUUCUGGCCAUUAGAUGCAUCAUAUUGUUAUUUUAUAUUAUUUAAUCAUUCAACUCUAUAUACAUGUAAUAAUGCACAUUAUCAUGCAUAUGGUUAUUCAUUUUCAUUAACUAACCUUUUACUUAUUGAAAAUAUGGGUUUAAAUAAUAUUAUUUUACCAUUAAUUAUUAUUUCAACAAAUAUUGUUUUAGUUAUUGGUUUAAGACGUCGAAGUUAUCAACGACGUCGUCAUUUAGGUACAAAUAAAACUAGUGAUUGGAGAGAACGUAGUAUUCUCAUUUAUAUGUUAUUAUCAAGUAUAUUUUUUGUUAUAUUAACGUUACCUGUUGGAAUAUUGUUUGCUUGGAGAAUAACACUUGGUGAACAAAUACCAACAAAUAAUCUAGUACUUAUAUGUGAUCUUAUGGAAAUAGUUCAUCAUUGUUCACAUUUUCCAAUUUUACUAAUGACAAGUUCAAGAAUUCGUCGAAAAGUUUGUGAACGUCGUAAACAAGGACAAAUUAUAUCAUUUGGUAGUCGAUCAUUUCGAUCACGUUCUCAAACACAAUCAUCAAAUCAUCACGAUACAUGUUUAGCAACAUUUUGUUUGUGUUUGAUUGAUUUAUCAAGUGAUUCUUAG
Messenger RNA from Rotaria sp. Silwood2, 756 nucleotides. Lineage: Eukaryota; Metazoa; Rotifera; Eurotatoria; Philodinida; Philodinidae. The record is from the annotation of a GenBank genome assembly.